UAAUUAAAUAUAUGGAAGCACAAUCUUCACAAAACUCGGCCAAAUGUAACAGCAAAGAAUGUACAAAUCAGUUUUGUUACCAUUGAUAUGAAUGAAAGACCAAAAUUUGUGAGUCCUGAAGUAUGAAAUUUCAUUCAAAAUGAGAGCCGAAGAGGAUCCCUGCUAACUCUAAAGGAGUUCUUCACCAACUAGAAAAGCUAAGAAGCAUCUAUUCAUACCUGAAUGAUGCUUUUGUAGGAUAUAAGUACUCUUCUUUCAUAGAAGACCUUUCAGAAACUUUAGAUAAUCUUUAACUGAGAGUGUAAUGAAUACAGCCAAAGGGUCAAAGAAGCUGUUGAUGAAGGGAGAAAUGAAGAAUUCAAUGAACUUGUGGAGGAAGGAGUCAGACUUAAGAAUGGAAUUUAUGAAGGAAGAUUCGGAAUAUAAAAAAGGGCAUAACCCAAUCUUAAAAUUGUUGUACGAUUAUUAUACAAUGGAUGACUCACCUCUCCGCAAUAAUAGCGAUCAAAGGAUCUUUUCCUCUUUAGCAGGAUUAUCUUCGUAUCAACCAAAUAGGGAGAAUUAUAUCAGAAAUUUUGUUAGAAACUCCAGAGAUAUGGCUAAAAAAGAGGGUGCAAAGGAAAUGAAAAAGAAAAAUUUGGAAAUAAUGAUGAAUCUUGAGGCUGCAUUUCUCUCAAGUGAAGAAAAUAAUUCAUUCCUUAAAGAGGAAAAUAAGAAGCUUCAAAAGCGCUUAGAGUAUUAUGAGUCAAAAUAUGGUCCAAUCAGCAAUGAUAAUGAUGAGAAGGACUCAGAAUUUCAGGAGAAUAAGUUAGAGAAGCAGAUGCCUCAUAAUGGCAAGCCUUUGGCUAUGAAAGUCUGAUAUGAAAAUUCUGAGCUCACCUAAUAAAAUGAAUGCUUUGUAUUAUGAACAUAUUUAUGGUGAAUUCUU
Messenger RNA from Moneuplotes crassus, 928 nucleotides. The record is from the annotation of a GenBank genome assembly. Lineage: Eukaryota; Ciliophora; Spirotrichea; Euplotida; Euplotidae.